AUGCUCAUACUCUUGCAAGAGCUCAUGCACCGGAUGUUUGUCGAGACCGAGGGCAGAGCACCGAAGCGACACGAGAUACCCAAGCCAUGCGAACACUUCGAUAUAAUCGCCGGGACAGGCACAGGAGGCUUGAUCGCGGUUAUGCUUGGCCGGCUACGGCUGGACCUCGAAACGUGCAAGGACGUCUACGUGCGGAUGACAAAGCGGGUGUUUGAGACCGACAAGACCAUCGCUGGCAUACCGUACAGAUCGACGCUCUUCAAGGCGUCGAAGCUGGAAGACGCCAUCCGGGAAUGCGUCCGGCAGCAUACUGUGGAUCCAGAUGAGGGCAACGACAUGGACGCAGAGUCAAGUUUGGACGUGGCAUCACCGCUCAGCCCGAUGGUUCCGGGAAGUGCAUAUAACGCUCCUCACCGAACUGCGAGCAACGCAAGCAGGUACAGCCAGAUUGGCACCACUCCAGUCAACUAUCAGCGCCCGCUCAGUACCAUGAGGCUAGGUAAUUCCAAUGCAUUACUCUACGACCGCAGAGAAAACCGUUGCAAAACCGCAGUGACAGCAGUCUACAAAGGCACACCGAGAGGUGGCAGCUCAAUCCUCCUCCGCUCGUACGACUCACGGAAAGAACCAGCGCCAGAGUUCAACUGCACCAUCUGGCAAGCCGGACGAGCAACCGCAGCGACCGGUCUCGCGUUCAAACCCAUCCAGAUCGGCCAGUCGGUGUUCCUGGACGAAGGCGCUGGGAAAUACAAUCCUGCUCCGCAAAUCCUCGAUGAAGCCGUCUGCAACGAGUAUCCCGGCCGCGACGUCGGCGUCUUCAUCAGCAUCGGAACCGGAAAACGGCCGCCGGGAACCAAUCAGCAGCAGCAUUUGUGGUGGGAAGGGUUCGUUGCGAGCGGAAUGGGCGACUUUGCAGAGGCGCGGCGACGUCUUAUCAACAAGAUAGAAGGCUGCGAGGAGACGCACCAGUACAUGCUCAAAGAGCACCUCGCAAGACGACAGGUCAACCAGGAGAACUACUACCGCCUGAAUGUCGAGGUCGGCGUCGGCGAGUUCGGCAUGAACGAGUGGAACCGCCUUGCGGAUAUCAGCACCAACACGCGCAUGUACCUUGCGAAGCACGAAGUGCAAAGCAUAAAUCUCAACGCCGCCUCGAAACUGGCGCGGAUCCACCGGGCCAAGCAACGGUGGGACAGGGCGAUGAAUGGCAGUCCAAUGUCGGACAGCCGAUUCUCGUACGAAGAAGAAUCAAGUUCGCAGCAGCAAACCUCUGUGCCCCCACCCUCGAAUCCGAUAGCGGUCGAGCUCCCCGCCGAAGACGUGAUGCCCCCUUCUCCCCGCCGACCGCAUAACGCAGACCUGCUUUACCCGUCGCAGUUCCACCGCCGGCGCUCCUCUGACGAGAAAAUGGUCAUCUUCUCCGACGAGCUCCCCGAAGUCAUUCAGCCUCGUCAGCGCGGCUCGGACGAAUACCGCCGCAGCAGCGAGCUCGACGCCACGAACCCACGGGGCUCAAACGGCUCGGUGGCGCCCUCGCUGAGGCGCAGCGGGGAGGAUCCGAGGGUCAGCAUGGAUAUGCAGAUGCGGAGUCCGCCGCCCGUACCGCCCAAGACGCCGCUGCCGUAUCCGGUUGAGGAAAGACCGCUACCGCCGCCGCCGCCCGGGGUACCGACCAUGUGGAGGCCACAGGGUGGUGGUGUUGCGCUGCCGUAUCCGGAUACAGAUGGUCCGCCGCCAGUGGUGAACAUGGCGAGGAAGCCGGAGUUUGGUGUGAGAUGA
This is a messenger RNA of Coniosporium apollinis CBS 100218, 1779 nucleotides long. RefSeq lists its product as uncharacterized. Gene Ontology annotation, biological process: arachidonate metabolic process. Gene Ontology annotation, cellular component: membrane. The record is from RefSeq and is a predicted model, not a curated record. The transcript has 2 exons. The coding region runs from base 1 to 1779 and encodes 592 amino acids. NCBI's taxonomy places the organism in Eukaryota, Fungi, Ascomycota, Dothideomycetes.